AUGAUUUUGAUUUUUAAGAUUGUCUGUGUUGUUCAGGAGUUGACCGGGCGGCUGUCAGAUGAUUACCCUCUACUGCCUGGAGAGAAACGUCCAAAGAUUCGCAGACGCAUCGGAGCUACUUUUAAAUUGGAUGCUCAAAGCAUCCCUCGGGGAUCAGAGAAGUCUGAGCUGAUUUUAGUGGAUGCUGAGUUGGCACUUCAGAUGAAAAUAUACGAGGCGGCGCGAAAGCUGUUCGAUGAGGAUCACUACAGUAAGGCUGUUAAAAAGAGCCGUUCACAGCAGUGCAAGAGAGAGGAGAAGAAACUUAAACAGCUCCAAGACACGUCCUUCCAGCUGCGGCUGAAGCACGGCCGAUCAUCGCCACUCCCUGCUUUCAAUAUUACACAACAAGAUUUGGGUGCAUCCGAUGACAGCUCCCUGUCUGUGGUGCAAGAUGAAGAAGUGACAAGCCAGUCAUCACAGCCGUCUUCAGGAUUCCCCUAUCCAGCAGAGACGGAUCCUCCCCAGCCUCCCACCGUGCCCUCACAGUUCUGUGUGGACGGCCCCUGCGCGUCUCCAUCUUUUGAUCAACAAUCCCAGCUGCUGCUGACACCAAAUCAGUCUCCCCACCCGGGCUUCGACUCCUCGCUGAGUUUCAACUCGAGCCCAGUGUACGACGCUCCUCCCAUCCAACACUCCCCGUGGACAGAGUCCAGCCUGGACCAGCCCUUCCAGAAGAGCAGGAGGUCUCGCUCUUCAACCAAGACCAGUCCAGCUAAGUCUGAGCUGCUGCCACCGUUGGAGGCUUGUUUAGCACAUUCAGCUCUGCCGCUUCAACUCUCCCAUCUGAAGCUGAGUCGCGCCCAGUCCAGCAGUGUGCCUUCCACACCAGAGAUGUGUGUGCACAGACAACUCUCUCUCAGGUUGUCCAAUGAACCUUCAUUUGAAAAUGUCCGUGGUCGCACCAGAGGACCAAGAAGGCGACUGACGGAUUAUGCAGUAACUUUUCCAGAGACUCCUCUCUCCGCAGUGGCCUACGGAAGCCAUGCUAGCUCUGAGGAUAGCAACUCCGAACACUCGUUUACAUCUUACAAUAGCUCCCCCGCAUCAGGAAGCGUUUCACAACAUUUGUCUUGAUUUCUCAGAGAAUUAUUCAUGGACCUCAAUGAAAGACGUUAUUUAUGAGUGUGUGCGGAGCGGGGGGGCGUGAUCUCCCCUGACGACGCCUCUAUUCACGAGAGCAGCUGCAAAGUUUGGCUUCAAAUUUUAAAGUUUUUUUUUCUGUAACAAUUGAAAGAAGUGAUCA
Messenger RNA from Limanda limanda (common dab), 1285 nucleotides. RefSeq names its product innate immunity activator protein-like. Lineage: Eukaryota; Metazoa; Chordata; Actinopteri; Pleuronectiformes; Pleuronectidae. The transcript has 6 exons. Gene Ontology annotation, biological process: adherens junction maintenance; positive regulation of protein ubiquitination. The coding region runs from base 1 to 1116 and encodes 371 amino acids. The record is from RefSeq and is a predicted model, not a curated record.